AUGGUGGAAUAUUACAAAAUAAGCAAGGUAAACAAAAGAGAAUUCGAAUUCUACGAAGAGGUUCAAGGAAAGUUUAUCAACAUAUUGGAGGGCCUGGAAUUAUAUACCAGGGUUUUCUUUGAAAUUGAUGAAAGAAGCAUCCUGGAUUGCAUCUUCGAUUUAAGAGAUAGAGGUCGAGCAGGCCUUCUCAUGGAAAGAACGUACUUCGAACCGAAGAAGUGGAUGCGAGGAAAGGGAAGCAUCACCAUACAGUGCGGAUGUUGCUACAAUUUUACAAAUGACAGACAGGGGAAUCUGCCUGGGAUCCUCAAAUACGACCAGGUGGAUCCGUUACCACCAAUGAUAAAGUGGAUGAUAAAGAGAAUGGUCAAGUGGAAUAUCUUACCCGCCACUUGCAUUCCUAACAGUUGCAUCAUCAACAUUUACGAAGAAGGUGACUGCAUUCCUCCGCACAUUGACCAUCAUGACUUUGUGAGGCCUUUCUGCACGGUCUCAUUCAUGAGUAAGAGCAAUAUUUUGUUUGGAAAAGAAAUCGACGUAAUCGGCCCUGGUGAAUUCAGAGGAGCUAUGGAAAUUUCUCUCCCAGUUGGUUCAGUGCUUGUUCUCAAGGGCAACGGUGCAGACGUGGCCAAACACUGCAUACCAGGAGUACGACACCGUAGGGUGUCCGUGACCUUCCGCAGGAUGGAUGACA
Messenger RNA from Phalaenopsis equestris, 694 nucleotides. Its product is annotated as RNA demethylase ALKBH5-like. Gene Ontology annotation, molecular function: demethylase activity; mRNA binding. The record is from RefSeq and is a predicted model, not a curated record. Gene Ontology annotation, biological process: mRNA catabolic process. NCBI's taxonomy places the organism in Eukaryota, Viridiplantae, Streptophyta, Magnoliopsida, Asparagales, Orchidaceae. The transcript has a single exon. The annotation marks the transcript as partial.